AUUAUAGACAUUGGCGCUGGUAACGAGGUAAUGUUUUUCUGGCAGUACUGCGAGGUGGAUAACGAACCAUCCGACCCGACGUGCAGCUCCUACCCUUGACAAGCGACGGCGAAUCAGGCUGAAACAACAGCAACUGUCAUCUGAAGAACCCUCGGUUAAGCAGUUACAAAAGGGGAGAGUUUUUUUCGUUUUAAUCUAUCAGCGCUGGUUCAUGUUGACGGUCUGCGGGAUAGAGUUUGUCUGACGUCUCUUCGCUGUCCAUGGAUUAACCACAGGACCUGACUCCGAAACGCUGUCAUAUCAGCUACAGGGAAAUUGAGGAUCGGGCGCCUGCAUCGUUUGUCAAGUUUUGAAUUCAUUUUUGGAUCUUGUUUUCUGGUUUUAGGAGUCAGAGUCAACAUUUAAUUCGAAGAGAAACUGCUGGACACUUGUUGAAAUAGCGAAAACACUUUGGCCAACCUUUGCUCUGAGCUCCGCUAAUGUCAGAAGCGAGAUUUAGCCAAGGAGGCUAACAACUUUCUCUGACACCAGCCACAAACCGCUUGGCACCUAAUCCUUUCUGUUGCUCGUGUGUUGCAUGUUGACCAAAGUCGAGUGUCCGCAACGCGUUUGUCCGCGGUAUGGAGAUAUGACCGACUACAAUUAAGCUGACUUAGCUCGCUGUCUGAGCUGCAACGUUAUGUUUGUUAGCACUGACAGCUAACAGUGUCAACGCUACAUUCAAACAAGUGGUUCACUGCAAGUGUGUUAAUGUGAAAGUUGUUUCGUGCUUUUAACAACUUCUUUAUAAGGCGCCAUCACUCUAAGAAGUCAGUAUUUAUUUGGAAACACUUAUUUGCAUAACGUUAAUGUACCUGGCCUUUAAGGUAUAAUGUGCGAAGUUAUUUUUAAUAUUAAGAGCUGAAUUGUUAGCUUAGCUAAGUUAGCCCAUAUCUGGACUUACUUGGUAACUCAGGUUCGGAGUGUAAGUGAAACUACUUCUAGUCUAACUUGUCAGUAAUGUGCGCAGUGCUUUGAACCCUGAUGGGUUCCAUGAAGCCUUUAUCAAGUGACUUAAAGGAAUAAACUUUCAGCACUACCCCGCAUUUUUAAAGAGUAACUAAGUAGCUGAAGUUGUUCAACUGCGGCCCGCACAAUGUCCGGCUCCCCGGGCACAGGUGGCUCAAACCCCAGGAAGUUCAGUGAAAAGAUUGCGCUUCACAACCAGAAGCAAGCAGAAGAAACCCGGGCCUUUGAGCAGCUGAUGACAGACCUCACGGUUUCAAGGGUGCAGUUUCAAAAAGUCCAGCAGCUACGCUUGUCUCAGCCUCGGAUGCCAUAUUAUGGAGGUUCUCUGCCUAAUGUCAAUCAGAUUAGCAACUCAAACACAGAGUUUCAGAGUGGCUUCUCCUCUGGAUUGGACUCUGUCAGAGGAACUCGCCACCAUGGCCUGGUCGAAAGGGUUCACAGAGACCGCAAUCGGAUCAAUUCGCCCCAUCGUCGACCCGUUGACAAACACGGACGGCAAAUUGAAAGCUCCCCCUACGGAGCGGUUUACCUGUCCCCGCCUCCGGACAAUAACUGGAGAAGGGAACAGCUGCCAUGGACUGAGGAAAAACGGCCGGGGUUUAGAUUAUUAUCCCAACUCAACAGAACCAACUCCGACUCUGCUCUCCAUACAAGCGUCAUGAACCCAAACCCUCAGGACCCCUUUGGCAUGAACCAGCAGAUGGGUCGGGGUCCCCCUGAGCGUAAUGGUUGGCAUUCAGUUGGUGCAAAUGAAGCAGAAGUGGACGGCUCUGGAGACAUCUUCUCGUUUCCUGCCCUGAAUAAUGAGGAGGGUUUAAUCGGGGUCACUAAGCCACUUCCUAAGCAACUGUGGGAGGCCAAGAAGGUCCAGUCUCUGACAUCAAGGCCUAAAUCCUGUGAAGUGCCUGGAAUCAAUAUAUUCCCGUCUCCAGAGCAGAAUCCCACACUUUCUCACUACCAAGGAACGUUAAACACUGGUGGCUCGCUGCCUGACCUCAGCAACCUGCAGUUUACUUCCCCUCUUUCUACUCCACUGGACCCUGAGGACAAUGGAGGAUACCCCAACCUCAGUGGAGGCAACAGCACCGGAAACCUGCCCGCUGCUAUGAUGCAUCUGGGCAUUGGGAGCUCACAGGGACUCUCAUCUUCUCUCAGCAAUCCUUCAAUUCAAGCAUCUCUCAACAACUGCCAGCUGCAGUCAUCACUCAGUAAUCUUUCUAUCAACUCAUCUCUUCGUCUCUCCGGCAACUCUCCCCGGCGACGACCGGCUCCCAUCAGCCCCCUCACUCUGUCUCCAGGCUCCGAGCAGCGCAGGGGUCUGGCAAAACAGCUGUCCCCUACAAUGUCCCCAUCAUUGUCCCCCAUCACACAGGGUGUUGCCUUGGAUACCAGCAACAUGCCAAGGGAGCCGCCUCCACCAUAUCCGCUUUACCAACAAUCCCAGCAUGGAUUGGACCAAGGUCGACAAUGCCAGCAGCAGCAGCAACAGACACAACAGCAGCAACAGUCUCGUCAGCCCAUUUCCCCCCUUCAGGGCAUCCCACUGGAUUUUAAUACGGGCCAGGUUGGUACUCCAAGGGCUGCAUUUGAUUGGCCCAACAACAUGGCAGCACUCUUUAAUGACCCCUUCAUGGAAACUCAGUUCACUAAUCGCCAGAACAAGACUCUUCUCAAUCAGUUGGACCAGUUCAGUCUGUUGGAAAACACAAUGAGCUCCACAGCAGGAGGUUCUUGCUUCGACCCGUCCUCCUCCGCGCUCUACUACUCCCAGGCUGCUCUGGCAGGACUGGGCGGCAGCCACGGAAGUCUGCAGGACCCAAUGCACAUGAGGUCCAACAUGCUGUACUCCAACUGCAGCGGCAUGCUUCCAAACAUCAUUCUCACUGAUGACUCCAAUCCCAGUCUGUCAAAGGAUAUAAGCAGCGCACUCUCCAUGGUGCCUGAAUGUUUCGACCCAGAGGGAGGCUUCCCACUGGAGGAUGAGCUGCGCAUCGAGCCCCUCAGCCUGGAUGGUCUGAGCAUGCUCAGUGAUCCAGACAUGGUGCUACCAGACCCAUCUGUGGAGGACACGUUUCGCAAUGACAGACUCUGAAUGUGAAGAGAUUCACAGUUUUAUGAAAUAAAGGACACACAAACAUGUACACACAAACACGGAGUUGCCAACCUGAAUAUGCAUGCGUACAAUACUGUAUGUGUUGGGACACAAUGCAUACACACACUGCCACUAAGAUUAAGAAUGUGAAAGAUGUGAACACGGUGUCCACACUCAAGCGUACUUUUUGAGGAAAUGUACGGACGAACGCCUUUUACAUCUGCGUCACACAAAGCAAGUCUCACUGGAGCUCCAGCUUCUUUUAACAAAAAUGCUGUGGAGGCAUUUAAACCAGCUCUGGGAGCAGAAGCCUGUCUGCACCCCAACCAAAAAAAGACCAUGUUUGGUGCAAACAUGAGAGAGGAUAUAUGGACGAGCUCCUCCGGGUUUAUCUCACCAACAGUUCAAACCCUCCGCCCGAGUCCCUGACAUGGCAACCUCAUCGUCAUGGUUACACCAUAGCAACCUCUCUGCAGAGCUGAAGAGCAGCAGAAAUGCCAAUAUAGUUAACUUUUUCUCCGAUACUUCAGCAGAUGGGAUCUCAGAUAAGGCUCUGAGGCAGGGAAUGACGUGUGGAAAUGUAAAAAUACAAAAUGAAACGAAAACAUCUGGCAGCUUUGAGUAUCUUCAGGUGAAAUAAAAACCAGCCGUGGCCCGGCCAUAUCAAUCUGUCAGCAGUCGUGGAGAUUCAAGCCAUUGGACUCUGUUCUUUCUGAAAUCUAUUUGUAUCAUUUGAAAAUGUUUGCUACAAAGAUGAAAGACUGAUGAGAAUGUAUUUUGAAACCCAGACACAGAAGAGCAAAGUGUUUACAAAGAUGAGAUCUAACAAGUACAAUUUUACUCUAAUAUACAUUUUAGUUCAAAGUGUGAGAGGCGAGAGUUAAAAUUCUAAGAUGCAGUAAAUGAAUUUAUAUUUUUGUGUAAGCUCCUGCUUAUUUUGUCGCCGCUUUGUCAAAGCAUGUUUUCCUUUAGCAGAACAUUGACAGGACUGGGACAUAAAUUCCACUAUAAAAAAAACCCCAAAAAUAUUUUUGUUACUUCUGUGUACAUUCAGUGUAUUUGUAUUAUUUGACAUGUUUUGUACUGAUGUUUCUGGUCCUUUCUUAAAUAUUGUCUUGAAUAAGGGCAUGUGUUUUUGUUAAUGAAAUGUCAGCAAUUGUUUUUUUGUCUUUGUCUUACAAAGAAAAAAGCAGCCUCCCCGCUCUUACCCUUUACUGUGUCCAAACAGACAGUGAGCAGACUGGAUCACGUGGACAUGGACAUCAUGUAACGUUGCACUUAAUCUCUGUUUGCACUUUUUCCUAUAGGUUUGUAUUUUCUAAGCUAAUAUAUUUACAGGUAAUGAAUUUGAUACCUGACAACCCAAAGAGAUUAAAGGAAGCCAUUCAUGAUCAGAGCAAUUACACUUUUUUAUUUAUAAAAAACCAAACCACCAGCAGCAGGUGUGUAGUUGUGAGGUAAUUUGAUGUUGUGGUUUUACAGUUUCUGUUAAAGCCGACAGUUACAGUCGGUUAUGUAACCAGCUCAGACUUUUAGGGCGUUGAGUGCCCCCUAGUGUCUGUUUCUAUUAUGUUUUGCAAUCGCUUAUUUAAAAAAAUGCUAUGCAACUUUUUCCUUUCUAAAUGAGUUCAACCUGUGGAGCAGGUGUAUCUAAGCAGCAUGCAGUGUCACAUGACAUCAGGUUCAAUCUUGCUUAGUCAGGAUUAAAUUAGCCAGAAUCCCAAUUUUACAUGUGUCCAGUGUCCACAGAUGUGUAGCUGCUCAGUCAGUCAGAGGGAAAGCUGCAUCCAUCCCAUCUACACCCUUACAGGGUGAGGGUGAAUCCAGCACUGUCCUGUUUUAACCUUUUACCCCAGACUUUCAGUCUAUUGGUGUCGCUGAUGCACUGAGCAUCAUUAUGUCGGGUUAAAAAAAGAAGGGGAAAUGUGGAUAGUUUUAUGAUUUUUGUUUUACUUACAUCUGAGAGAUCUUUAUAAAUCUGAACUCUUGCUAACACUGUCAGUCAGUGGGGGUGGGUGGAGUCAGCUUUCAGUUUAAAGCUCUGUUGUUUAUAUUAUAAUACAUUUUGUGUUUGUUUUCCUCUCUCCUGCAGUUUUAACCUCUGCCCUCUGCUGCCUUACUUUGUCGUAUUGUGACGUAUACCUGUAUACUUCUGCCGUAACAUGUACCAACCUGUAGCUUUAGGUUUGUUAAGUUCUAACAGCCUGUGGUUGUUGGGUUUUUUUGUUUGUUUUUGUUUUGUUUUUUUGUUUGGGGCAAAGAUCUAUUAGAUAUUUUUGUUUGUUUUUAUCUUACUUUUUUUAGUUGCAUACUGAAAUGUACAGAUGCGUUAUUUAAAGAAUGAUUUUGUUCUUUAGUGUUACUACUUUAUGGUUUUGUAAUUUUUUUCGAAUCAAACUUUCAUAGUUUGUAUCCAAUGUCAUAGUACUUAUCCUCCGGAUUUAAUAUAAACAAUAAAACUAUUUACUGUGUCAACUUCA
This is a messenger RNA of Cynoglossus semilaevis (tongue sole), 5580 nucleotides long. It is a transcript of the gene crtc3, whose product is annotated as CREB regulated transcription coactivator 3. NCBI's taxonomy places the organism in Eukaryota, Metazoa, Chordata, Actinopteri, Pleuronectiformes, Cynoglossidae. The transcript is spliced from 15 exons. Gene Ontology annotation, biological process: protein homotetramerization; positive regulation of transcription by RNA polymerase II. Gene Ontology annotation, cellular component: cytoplasm; nucleus. Bases 1136 to 3100 code for a protein of 654 amino acids. The record is from RefSeq and is a predicted model, not a curated record. Gene Ontology annotation, molecular function: cAMP response element binding protein binding.